This is a messenger RNA of Nylanderia fulva, 3188 nucleotides long. The record is from RefSeq and is a predicted model, not a curated record. NCBI's taxonomy places the organism in Eukaryota, Metazoa, Arthropoda, Insecta, Hymenoptera, Formicidae.
AUAUAUGUUAGUUGGAACGUAUCCACCAUUGUUAGGAAACAAAGACUCCACGGAUAAAUUUGACAUUUGAGAGAAAUUUCCUGAAGAUGACGAUAGAUGUCGCAUCAAUAGCCGACUAUUAGGCGGAGGGAAAAGGAGGAGAAUCUGGAAAGAAAAGAAGAGAAGCUACAUUUGAAAGGAUUAAUUUGUACAGGUUAUGUUGUGACAAGUGCAAGUUACAUUUCAUUCCCUAACUCGUAAAGUACAUAGAAUUAUAUACAAUUAUUCUGAAGAGAUUUAAAGAGAAAUUUCUGAAGAGAGUGAAAAGGGAUAAUAUAGAAUUAUCAUACCAUAGCUCAUUCGUGACUGUAGCACAUAAUAAAUCGUAGAGGUUAUGACAUUACAUCGGCCACGACUGUUCGACGAUUUUGACAGUUCAUGACACACGACACAUGUUCACGACGAGAAUGAAGGAGUCCAAUUCCAAGGAGAUCAUCAAUUUGCUCGAUCUGUUAUCGGACAGCAAUUCUGACAGCGCCGAUCUGAUCCUCCCACCUCAAAAAAGAAGAAAGUCAAACGGCGGCAGAGAUCACGGAUCUUGUCUAGGACAAGCCAUAAUAAUUCUUGUGGAUGUAAUAAGGCGGGUAUACGCGUUGUGUCUCUGUGGUUGGCGGCAAUAUUAAUCACAUUUUGGUUAAUUGCAUUAUCUUGGCUGGCAACUAUAUUGUAUGGCGAGAUUAAGAAAAUGGAUAUAUCCUUAAAGUCAGAUAUAUGUGGCGCGUUUAAGAUUCAGACAACGAAAACUCCAAAUUAAUUAAAGUGCGAACUGACAAGUUCUAAGAGUGCGAAAGUCGAAGACGAAAAUGUAGACUAAUCGUGAGGUUUCUCUUCAAAAGCCUUUUGAUUAAUUCUCGUGAGCAGCUACGUUAUUUUGAGACAUUGCACGAGUCUUUCUCUAUAAGUGCACGCAGUGCCGUUUUUAAUCGAACAGUUGCUCAAUAUUGACAAUGAUCGAUCAAGGAUUCCACGCGAUGAUCGUGUGGUGUUCAGGAAACGCCAGAAGUGAAGUGUAAAUACCUGGGGAGAAGUCACGCCGAAGAUAUUCUAAAAAGAUAGGUGGCGUGGUAUUACUUGAAAUGGACUCGGUGGCAGUGACGGUGCCGCUUCGUCAGCCGAUGAAGAAGAUGAAGAAGCGGAAGGAGCUCGACGCUCUUGCACCGGCGCACGCCGUUUCCCGUCGAAGUUCCGGCAAACGCAGCUCCCAGGAGUUGUUAACAGACAGCAGCGAUGAUCGUUCGGAGUACUCUGGAAUACUCCGGAACGUUUCUACCAGAGGCGGUCGUAAAUGCAGAGGUAGACGAGGUCGAGGUUGUCCUGGAUUUUUCAAGGCUUGCAACGCCUUUUUGGCAUGUGCCUCCGUAUUAGCGACCGCUAGUUUAAUAUGGCUGUUCAUCGACGUUCGUCAACAGCUUACCGCUCUACGAACCGAGUUAGACCAAGUGAUAGCGGGCAGCGAAGGUGUGCCGGAUGCUUUGCAGAAAUGUCAUUCGUUAUCGAGAGACCUUCAGAAUAAUCAAUCGAUUAUUUUCGCCAGACUAUCUGAUCUCAAACAGCAAAUAAAUAAUUCUACGAUACAGCUGGCACACAUUCAACAGGACUUGCAUAAAGUGCAGGAUUACUUCCAAGCCGCGCCCGAAAUGGCCAACUUGCCGAAACGCUUAAAUGAACUGUCAGCUAGCGUCGCGACCUUCGGUAGUCAAAUAAGAGAUCUGGGAGCUACGGUGGACACUUUAAAAGAGACAAAUGUAAGGAUACAAGAUGCGCAAACUGCUAUGCAGCAAAACGUCAGCAGUAUUAAGCAAUCUAUGGUAGAAUUGUCGAAUGUCACUCAAAAGCCUCAAAUUUUGAGUACCGACGAAACGCAAGUUAAGACUGACAAACUAAACUUUACAAUAUCACAUUUAAUGAAUAAUCUAACGCAUAUUAACAAAACCUUGUCGAGCAAAUUGCAAUGGGUUGCCGACGAUCAAGAUGAAGAUCGCAGAAAGCUAGUCUCGCUUCAAGAAGCAACUGCAGCCAUUAACACGACAGUGAUGUCUUUACAAGGAGAAUGCGUUAAAGUAUCUGAACAAACUUCCGUUUUAGCAUCAAUUCAACAAUUAACGGAAAAGGUGAACGAGAUACGUGCGACGGAUGUAGAACUAAUCAAUAAAUUCAAGCAAUUGGAACAAUCGUAUAAUGGAUUGAAAAAUUCCACCAGCAUAAUGUUCGCGACUCUGUCUGAAAUGGAAACUCAACGAGUCAGCAAAGUUAAACUACCGGAGUCAUUAAAUAGCGAUGUAACAACAGAAACGGAUCGUGCUGCGACAGGUGCGGUAAAGCCAUAUAUGUAAACGAUAUUGCUCAGAAAAGAUUCUAAAUGACAAAUUGAGAAAUGGUAAAAUCACGUAUACAGCGCGUAUGUGAAAUGGAAUAAACUUUUUCUCGAAAAAAACUAAUUUUCGAGAAGAAACUUUCACGUGGACGAAAGUUAUUUUAUACACAAUCUGACGAAGCUAUGUGUAUUUGUAAAUACUAAUAAAUUAAGUAUGUUAUAUAAUUCUAUGUACAUAGAAAGAGACUAUUUAUGAUAUCAUACACAUGUCUCCAGUAUAAUAAUCUACUGGAGUUUACAACUUAUGUGUGAUUGAUGGAGACUGCGAGCGUCGAUUAUAGCGUGAGAGAGGCUAUUUAUGCCGAGCAAUAAUUACACAGCGUAUAAAAAACAUUACUGUUAAUAGAAUUGAAUAUUCCGUAUUCUAGAUUAUCGGAGAACAAUUAGGUACGUCAAUUCUUAAGCAGACAUAGCGAAGAGAGAGAAAGAGAGGAUAUUUCAGAAAUACUAUGGAAAGUACAAAAUUGACAGCCGUCUAAAAUACAUUCUCGGUUGUAUAACGUCUAGCAAAAAAAAAAUUAUUCAUAUUUAAGCAAUGAUAAAAUUGUCAAGAGUUUUUUCUACUCUUCUACGUUUUAUAGAGUAGCUACUGUAAAUUUUUUUCGAAUUUUCUGAUAUAACAAAAUUUCUCUGAUACAACAGAAUUGCAGAGAAAACUAUAUACAAAAAUACUAAGUUAACAAAUAGCAAAGAGUGUGAUAAAGUGAUAAAGGUGUAACAGUUGUAACAUUCCAAGUACAUAGUUAAUUAAACUUGAUUUUUGAGAUUGAUAAAA